Molecule: messenger RNA, 1203 nt
Organism: Angiostrongylus costaricensis
Lineage: Eukaryota; Metazoa; Nematoda; Chromadorea; Rhabditida; Metastrongylidae
Source: the annotation of a GenBank genome assembly
AUGGUCAACAACGACACUCAGGCUAAUACGUUUAUCCGUUCAGCUUCGGCACAAGGACUAGCUGGACUUUUCACGUGGGCUGCUCUUCUUAUCACUAGUCACCAGAUCUACCAACAUCUUCGUUGGUAUUCUUGCCCUACAGAACAGAGAUGGAUUGUUCGGAUACUGUUCAUUGUACCAAUUUAUGCAUUUGAUUCAUGGCUGAGUCUAAUAUUCUUCUCUGACAACGUGUACAUUUACUUUAAUUCUAUUAGAGACUGUUACGAAGCUUUCGUGAUAUACUCUUUCUUAUCGCUGUGUUAUGAAUAUCUUGGCGGAGAGAGCAACAUUAUGGCUGAGAUUCGUGGAAAACCUAUCAAACCUACAAACUACUACACCUGUACUUGCUGCCUCGCUGGAAAGCAGUAUACCAUUGAGUUUCUUCGAUUUUGCAAACAGGCUACUCUUCAAUUCUGUUUCAUAAAACCAGUCAUGGCAGUAAUUACAUUGUUCCUUACUGGGAUGGGAAAAUAUGAGGACGGCAAUUGGAGCGCAGAUCAAGGCUAUCUAUAUAUUACCCUGGUUUACAACGUCUCCAUAUCUCUUGCACUGUAUGGGUUGUUCCUUUUUUAUACAGCAACUCGUGAACUUCUGAGCCCGUACAAUCCUGUCCUAAAAUUCCUCACUGUCAAGAGUGUCAUUUUCCUUUCAUUCUGGCAAGGAUUUCUUAUUGCGAUUCUUGGUGCUACGUCGGCUAUAGACCCUGUUGUGGAUUCUAGUGGAAACGUUGUUAUCGGAAAAGGAACUUUGGCUGCUGGAUAUCAGAAUUUCCUCAUUUGCGUUGAGAUGUUCUUCGCCGCGAUUGCCCUCAAGUUUGCUUUCGCGGUUUCUGUGUACGCGGAUGCUCAUACGGUUAGUCAUUCGAACGAUGGGCGUCCCGUGACCCUCCAGUCCAUCAGUUCAUCGUUGAAGGAAACCAUGAAUCCAAAGGACAUAAUGCAAGAUGCUAUUCACAACUUCCAUCCUCAAUAUCAGCAGUAUACACAGGUCAGGAAUUUGGUGCCAGACUCGUCUGUGGAAGGUCAUUCUCUUCAAUCCAAUAUGGGAACGCUCUCGACCAGUUAUCUGAAUGCAUCAGGGAGAAUCUAUUCGAUAAUCACUCAACCACAUUCAUGGCAAAAGGGAAACUCUCAAGCCGCAGCUGAACGCACACGCCAAAAUUAG